This is a messenger RNA of Temnothorax curvispinosus, 5047 nucleotides long. It is a transcript of the gene POSH, whose product is annotated as SH3 domain-containing RING finger protein 3. The coding region runs from base 735 to 3461 and encodes 908 amino acids. The record is from RefSeq and is a predicted model, not a curated record. Gene Ontology annotation, molecular function: metal ion binding; protein binding. Lineage: Eukaryota; Metazoa; Arthropoda; Insecta; Hymenoptera; Formicidae. The transcript is spliced from 13 exons.
GAGAGAGAAGCGGAAACGCCGCGGACGUAGGAGGAGUCAACGAUCGGGUAACGUCGCGGUAACGUCGUCGUCGGGCUCGUCGGCGUGGACGACGACGGCGGUGUCGCGGGUGCACGAACCCGUCGCGAACGGGAUCAACGAGAGGCGCGCGAUUAAUCGAUGCCGUGGCCGCGAUGCGCGCCGAGGCCGUGCCGCCGCCGUGCGACGGCCGAGACGUUAAUCAAACCGUCGAUUGACCGAGCGAAUAGGCGAGCGUGCGUAUUCCGGAUUCCGGGGGACGGGGCGGCCGCGCACCUUCCCUCGAGCGAGCGCGAAGGGCGGAUAGAGGGAUAGAGAAAGAUAACGAGAGAGAGAGAGAGAGAGUAGAGAGUGAGAGAAGAGAAGAGGAGGGAGAACGAGCGUGUAAAAGCGAAUUGAAUUCCUACGCUCGGCGGUAACGUACGGUGCCGGAACUGCAGCCAGUGCCGCCCGAUAAACCAUCCGUUUCUUUCCGCGCGACGGCGGAUCGCGGAUCGCGGGAGGGCCGACGAGAGAGACGGACCGAGAGGGAGAGUGAGAGGGAACAAUUGGGAGGGUUAGAUGAAGGGAGGGAGUACGUUUCGAUAGAGCGAGCGCGAACGGCGAGCGCAGCGACGAGGAAUCCGGAGUCCGGAGUCCGGAGUAGGUACGAUCGAGGGGAGCGAUCAGCGACCGAUUGGGUAGCGUGCGUCGAGAAGCCGAAGGAUCGCCUCACGAUGGACGAGUGCAUGCUGAACGACUUGUUGGAGUGCUCGGUAUGCCUGGAGCGGCUCGACACGUCCAGCAAGGUGCUGCCGUGCCAGCACACGUUCUGCAAGAAGUGCCUGGAGGAGAUCGUUAGCACCCAUCGCGAGCUACGCUGCCCGGAAUGCCGCGUCCUCGUGGACGCCAAGGUGGACGACCUGCCGCCGAACGUGUUGCUGAUGCGCAUCCUCGAAGGGAUGCGCAACGCCGCGCCGAAGAACCAGGCCAAGUCCGCUCUGCCAUUGUCGAGGUCCUCCGGCCCCACCGCCGUCCCCCAACGGCUGUUCGGCGGUCACCAGGUCGCCCCGGCGCCCAUCGUCACCGGCAAUCUCGCGCCCACCAUCGGCUCCGAGCCGGCGGUGCGACACUCCAAUGCCGCCGCCAAGCAGGUACACCUGCACAACCAGGCGUACGGAAGGGCGAUCUACGAUUAUGUCUCCAAGGUGCCAGGCGAUUUGAGUUUUAAAAAGGGUGAUAUAGUCAUCCUCCGGAAGAAGAUUGAUAACAAUUGGUAUUUCGGGGAAUGUGGUAAUAAUCACGGUGUCUUUCCUCUGUCUUACGUUCAGGUGAUGACGCCUUUGACACCACACGUACCUCAAUGUAAAGCGCUAUACGAUUUUAGGAUGACAAAUGAUGACGAAGAUGGUUGUCUAACUUUUAACAAGGGGGAAGUAAUCAGCGUUAUCAGAAGAGUGGACGAAAAUUGGGCAGAAGGUAAACUCUUGGACAGAAUUGGUAUCUUUCCACUAGCUUUCGUCGAGCUGAACAGCGUCGCUAGAGCUUUGAUGAAACUCUCGACCAACGUACAGCCGGGACCGUCGAGGGUAGCCCCGCCAACUCCGACGAACGAAGAAACCACGCCGUUGAUACCAACCGAUCACUCGCGUAAUGUGCAAACAACGAGCCAGUCUCGACCGCAAUUAGUACAGGUAUCUGAUUCUGUCUCAAACGUAUCGUCUGGCGGCAGCUCCACGACCACUACUCCGAACACCCCCAACAGUUCGACCACAUCCAGCAGUUCCAGUACGGCCCCGAGCAGCCCUGGGAGUCCGGCGACGUCGCCACCCGCGGUCGGCAACAGGCAUAACGUUAAACGUCAUAGUUUCACUGCCGUCAAUACAGGUCAUCAUGCACAUCCCCAUCAUAGACAUAGCGCUGAAAUACUUAGUCCUCCGGUAGACAGUGUCCCUAAUAACGCCAAUAAUAGCGGAGGCAAUGAGCCGUUUUCCUCCUUACAAACGAGCGGUAGUUGUACGGAUCACAGUCUUCGUCACAGGCGAAGUGGCAGCAGCGAUCUCGUUCUCGCCCAGGCGUCGCAAAAUAUACCCGCUGGUCAGACUACCAGCGCAUCCGGCGGGACGCAUUUACCUGCGGCAUACGUAGCAUUAUAUCCAUACAAGCCCCAGAAAGCGGACGAGCUUGAGUUACGAAAGGGCGGGAUUUACAUGGUGACGGAACGCUGUCAGGACGGAUGGUUCAAAGGAACGUCCAAUCGUACUCAGAAGUGCGGGGUUUUUCCUGGAAACUACGUUGCACCUGCCAACAGAUGUCAACGCGGGCUGUGCCGUGGAUCUCCAAACUCACCGAGCCAACAUCAAGGUUCGCCACUGUCGAACGCUCCGUCGAACGCUGAGUCACGUUUGGCGGUGACAUACACGAAGAGCAAGGGUCCCGCGCCGCAGCCGUAUAAUCCUCGCACCCUGCCGCCGCCUGAAUUACCGCCGCGCGCCAUCAGCCCAUCCACGACGACUGUGUCUUCGUCCUGGCACGGCGCCGCUCAGUCGAAUCAAGGACCGAAUCAAGAAACUAGUCCGCCCCGACACAACGACCAGAAUGCAGCUGCCACCCCGCUCGGACGCAGUCACAGCGCGGUGAUGACGGCAAAUAUUCCUUCCCCCGGUAAACAAAUCGCCGUGUCGUCGUCGCUACAACCGGCAGCAGGUAUCAAUAAUGCUAAUAAUAGCAGCGUUACUAUCCCAGCUCCUUCCUCUUCCGUGAGUGACAUGAAUAGAAGCCCGAAUAAUACUCUACGUGUAGCAGGCGGUAUCGCAACGUCGAAUGCAGCUGCGACAGCGUCCAGAACCACGGAAAAGCCCAAGGAAAAGAAGGAUAAAUGCGUCUCUUUGAUGCGGCGCUUGACCAAUAUUAAAAAGUCUAAAUCGCCUCCACCUACUACGUACUCGAUGGAUAAUCCUGUAUUCGACGACGGUAAUUCCGUCAAUCCGAUGCACGUUCGAUCGGGGUCUUGCCCAAGUCAGUUGCUACAGGUGGUACCUACACAGGAAUUAAACGCUUCAAACAGCCCACACCGCUUAGGUCCAGGCUCUGUGCAAGGGCACGUCACAUCCUCACAGAGACUGAAAUACAAGGAGAGACCCUCCUUACCAGUGUCAGUAACCCAGAGAUCCAAUGAAUCCGGUGCAAUGGUAUGCUCAACCGUUGGAAAUCAUCAUCGCAAGAGUAAUUCUCUAGACGCUGGAAUGGGAAAGCAAAUGAAGCAGCAAUCGUCGCGCGACCGCACGGGGUAUAGAUUCCGUUGUAUCGUGCCAUAUCCGCCUAACAGCGAGUUCGAACUGGAACUACGCGUGGGAGAUAUAAUAUACGUGCAGAAGAAGCGCGACGACGGAUGGUACAAGGGUAUGCAGCAGCGUACCGGUCGUACGGGGCUAUUUCCGGCGAGUUUUGUGGAGGCUUUCUGAGACCCGACGCAAAGUCGCCUAGUGUUAGAAACUUGUAUAUAACUUGGCCUUUUGUGUAAGUAUUUACACGACACAUUCGGAUUCGGGAUUACGCCGGUACGGCGUAUUUGUCGUUGGUUUUCUCCGCCGCUCUUCGGGAUGUUAUCGACUUCAAAGCGACUAACACAUGCACGCGUAUCACGCAUGCUGUAUCUCGAGCUGUGCAAUGUAUUUAGAGCCGUUGUGCGAACUUAAUGGGCCAUUAAUUAAACGUGUUGUAAUAAACGCGCCGUGUAAAUGAUCGACGACAGUGUCGAGUUAAUAAAUGCAUUCGCGCGGUGGGUGCAAUAGGAAAUUUUAGCGCAAAACAAUUAUGCGUAUUUCGCAUGUAAAUAUGUGCAAAAAAUGACGAAGGGUAGUACAUAAUGCUGAAAACUACUCGGAAUUUAUACUGCCAUUGGUUAUGCGUAAUUGUAACGAGAUAACGAAUUCAUUUUUGCGCGACGUUACUGCCAUUUGCGAUCUUAAGGGAAGGAAUAUCGGUUUUCCUUUUUGAGCUACUGAUUUCAAACUUGCUAUCUUUUUCGACAUGCGCGCAAUGUAUAAAAAAGAUUAAUAUGGGUUGUGUAAUAAUCAUGCUUAUGCGCGUGAAGCCAUUCAUGACACGUAAUUAAAAGUAGAAUUAUGGAAUAAACGAAGAGGAAAGAAAUUGCGUGUGGAGAAAAGAGGAUUUUUCUUAGAAAAAUCUAAAUAUCUCGGGGGGGGGGGGGGGCAUACGCACACGUAGACUAAUACGAAACAAUAAGCGCAAACGACAGUCUGUGCGAUGAUACGCUUAAAUUUCGUCAACAAUGUUAAAUGUUGGAGUUGUACUUGCGAUUGUCUGGAUGGGACCGUAUUUGUAUAUGUAUAGUCGCUAAUCUAACUAAAAGUUGAAAUUCCAUCAUUUUCGACUUUAGAGAUUUAAGCGUAUUGUUGCACGGAUAUUUAUUUUAUCCUGAGAUAUUUAGGAUUAUGGAUCUGAUCCAUAUUUAUUGUCAGUCAUACCGGGCUUUAUAUAAUUUUUCUCUUCCUUAAUCUGCCAUUGUAGACGAUCGGCUUAUUUGCCACCGAUAAUUUAUUAUGCUUGUGUAUCGAAAGCUAUAUUAUACGAGAGCACAACCAGUAAUUUUAUUAUUGACAUUCAAGACUGGACUACGUUUUAAAAUUGUUGAUCGAGAUUAGGUGAAUGUAUUAUAAUGUCUUUUCUUAGCAAAGGAAAAUGUUCUAUUUUAACGAACAAUUCGGAUUGUUAUAGGCAAUUUAGCUAAAGUAUUUAGAAAAUGGCCUUGAUACGCGCAAUGUUGAUGUAUUAUUAUAUACUUUGUAUACAUCAUUUUAUAACUCGAUUUAUAACUUGUUUUCUAAUUUAUAAAGUCACACAGACAUCCAUGGCAUGAUGACGAGUUGGUUGUUUAAACAACUAAUUCAGGAUAAAUAGGAAAAUAUCCAAUAAAUUAAAGUGCUUCCAUUAUCUGAUUGCUGAUCAGUACGUAGAUAUAAAAUUUUGUUACGUUCUUUAUAUUUUGUAUUAUUAUUCUUCUAUUAUUCUUAUUAAUUGUACAAUU